AUGCAGUGCCUAGCGGCUGCUCUUAAGGACGAAACCAACAUGAGUGGGGGAGGGGAGCAGGCCGACAUACUGCCGGCCAACUACGUGGUCAAGGAUCGCUGGAAGGUGCUGAAAAAGAUUGGAGGCGGGGGCUUUGGUGAGAUCUACGAGGCCAUGGACCUGCUGACCAGGGAGAAUGUGGCCCUCAAGGUGGAGUCAGCCCAGCAGCCCAAGCAGGUUCUCAAGAUGGAGGUAGCUGUGCUCAAAAAGCUGCAAGGGAAAAGCCACGUGUGCAGGUUCAUUGGCUGUGGCCGGAAUGAGAAGUUUAAUUACGUAGUGAUGCAGCUCCAGGGCCGGAACCUGGCCGACCUGCGCCGCAGCCAGCCUCGAGGCACCUUCACGCUGAGCACCACGCUGCGGCUGGGCAAGCAGAUCUUGGAGUCCAUUGAGGCCAUCCACUCCGUGGGCUUCCUGCAUCGGGACAUCAAGCCGUCAAACUUUGCCAUGGGCAGGCUGCCCUCCACCUACAGAAAGUGCUACAUGUUGGACUUUGGGCUGGCGCGGCAGUACACCAACACCACGGGGGACGUCCGGCCCCCCCGGAAUGUGGCCGGGUUUCGAGGGACUGUUCGUUAUGCCUCAGUCAAUGCCCACAAGAACCGGGAGAUGGGCCGCCAUGAUGACCUGUGGUCCCUUUUCUACAUGCUGGUGGAGUUUGCAGUGGGCCAGUUGCCCUGGAGGAAGAUCAAGGACAAGGAGCAGGUAGGGAUGAUCAAGGAGAAGUAUGAGCACCGAAUGCUGCUGAAGCACAUGCCCUCCGAGUUCCACCUCUUCCUGGACCACAUCGCCAGCCUCGACUACUUCACCAAGCCUGAUUACCAGUUGAUCAUGUCGGUGUUUGAGAAUAGCAUGAAGGAACGGGGCAUCGCUGAGAAUGAGGCCUUUGACUGGGAGAAGGCGGGCACCGAUGCCCUCCUGUCCACGAGCACCUCCACUCCACCCCAGCAGAACACCCGGCAGACGGCAGCCAUGUUUGGGGUGGUCAACGUGACGCCAGUGCCUGGGGACCUACUCCGGGAGAACACUGAGGACGUGCUGCAGGGCGAACACCUGAGCGACCAGGAGAACGCACCUCCAAUCUUGCCUGGCCGACCCUCUGAGGGGCUAGGUCCCAGCCCCCACCUGGCCCCCCACCCUGGGGGUCCUGAGGCUGAAGUCUGGGAGGAGACGGAUGUCAACCGGAACAAACUCCGGAUCAACAUCGGCAAAACCCCUUGUGUGGUGGAAGAGGAGCAGAGCCGAGGUGUGGGGGUCCCUAGCUCCCCGGUGCGUGCCCCUCCAGAUUCACCGACAACCCCAGUCCGUUCUCUUCGCUACCGGAGGGUCAACAGCCCUGAGUCUGAGAGGCUUUCCACAGCCGACGGGCGGGUGGAACUGCAUGAGAGAAGGUCACGGAUGGAUCUGCCCGGCUCUCCCUCGCGCCAGGCCUGCUCCUCGCAGCCGGCCCAGAUGCUGUCAGUGGACACAGGCCACCCCGACCGGCAGGCCAGCGGCCGCAUGGACGUGUCGGCCUCCGUGGAACAGGAGGCCCUCAGCAAUGCCUUCCGCUCUGUGCCACUGGCCGAGGAGGAGGACUUUGACAGCAAGGAGUGGGUCAUCAUUGACAAGGAGACGGAGCUCAAGGACUUCCCCCCGGGGGCCGAGCCCAGCACAUCGGGUACCACGGACGAGGAGCCUGAAGAGCUGCGGCCACUGCCUGAGGAGGGCGAGGAGCGGCGGCGGCCAGGGACCGAGCCAACCGUCAGGCCCCGGGGCCGAGGCGUGCACACUCUGGCUGAGGAGGACCCUCGGCAGACUCCAUUCCAGCCCCCACCACCCCAGCUGAGCCAGGUGGAAGGCCGGUCAGAGACGUCACAGCCUCCGACGCCCGGCAGCCCUUCCCACUCGCCACUGCACUCGGGACCCCGCCCUCGACGGAGAGAGUCGGAUCCCACGGGCCCGCAGAGACAGGUGUUCUCUGUGGCGCCCCCGUUUGAGGUCAAUGGUCUCCCGCGAGCUGUGCCUCUGAGCCUGCCCUACCAGGACUUCAAGAAAGAUCUCUCUGAUUACCGAGAACGGGCUCGGUUGCUCAACAGGGUCCGGAGGGUGGGCUUCUCCCACAUGCUGCUCACCACCCCCCAGGUACCACUGGCUCCUGUUCAGCCUCAAGCUAAUGGGAAGGACGAAGAGGAAGAAGAGGAGGAGGAAGAGGAGGAGGAGGAAGAGGAGGAGGAGGAGGAAGAGGAGGAGGAGGAGGAGGAAGAGGAGGAGGAAGAGGAGGAAGAGGAGGAGGAGGAAGAGGAGGAAGCAGUGGCUCUAGGGGAGGUGCUGAGGCCUCGCAGUGGCUCUAGCAGUGAGGGGAGUGAAAGGAGCACAGACCGGAGUCAGGAGGGUGCCCCAUCCACGCUGCUGGCUGACGACCAGAAGGAGUCCAGGGGCCGGGCCUCCAUGGCUGACGGGGACCUGGAGCCCGAGGAGGGCUCCAAAACGCUGGUGCUCGUCUCCCCUGGCGACAUGAAGAAGUCGCCCGUCACUGCCGACCUGGCCCCCGACCCUGACCUGGGCACUCUGGCUGCCCUCACUCCUCAGCAAGAGCGGCCCCAGCCCACUGGCAGCCAGCUGGAUGUGUCUGAGCCGGGCACCCUGUCCUCUGUCCUCAAGUCUGAGCCCAAGCCCCCUGGACCUGGGACGGGGCAGGGGGCCGGGGCAGUGACCACAGGGGCGGGAGGGGUGGCCGUCACCUCCUCACCCUUCACCAAAGUUGAGAGGACCUUUGUGCACAUUGCGGAGAAAACCCACCUCAACGUCAUGUCUUCCGGCGGACAAGCAUCCCGGCCUGAGGAGCUGGGCACUGGGGGUGAACUGGGCCUGGAGGCGCCCUCUGAUGGGAGGGCUGUGGAGGAGGGGGCCUCCCUGCCCCUAGAGAACGGCAUUGCCCAGUCAGGGCUGGAGAGCGGUGCUCUGGCUAGCGCUCCCAGGGACACCCCCCCGGAGGUGGCCACAGACUCACUGCCCAGUGGCCCAGCCCUUGCCAACGGGCCAACUCCAGUGUCCCCGCUGGAGCCAGGCCCCGAGAAACUGGCCACCAUCUCCCCCAGCCGCCACGCCAUGGCAGGCGCUCGCCCCAGGAGCCGGAUCCCCGUCCUGCUGUCUGAGGAGGACACAGGCUCGGAGCCCUCAGGCUCCCUGUCGGCCAAAGAGCGGUGGGGCAAGAGGGUCCGGCCACAGCAGGACCUGGCGCGUCUGGUGAUGGAGAAGAGGCAGGGCCGCCUGCUCUUGCGGCUGGCCUCCGGGGCCUCGUCCUCCUCCAGUGAGGAGCAGCGCCGGGCUUCAGAGACGCUCUCAGGCACUGGCUCCGAGGAGGACAUGCCUGCCUCGGAGCCUGCUGCCCCCAGGAAGGCUGGGCGGGCAGCCGCCACCCGGAGCCGGAUUCCCCGUCCCAUCAGCAUCCGCAUGCCCACGCCUGCCGCAGCCCAGCAGCCUUCUGCUGCCAGCAGACCCCAUGGCGCUGCCCCCGCCUCCGACACAGCCAUCACCAGCAGGCUCCAGUUGCAGAAGCCUCCAGGGUCGGCCGUCGCUGCUGAUCUCCGCCCCAAACAGCCCCCCGGCCGGGGCCCAGGGCCCGGGAGAGCCCCAGCCGGCACCAGGCCCCCUGCCCCGCGCAGUCCAGGCCCCUCCGCCUCUGCCGCGCCGCGCCACCCCAGCGCGUCCCCCCGGAGCCAGUCCCUGUCCCGCAAGGAGAGCUCCUCCCCCUCGCACCAGGCCCGGCCCACCGGGCCCCCGCCUCGGGGCGCCCCGCAGGCCCGGGCCCAGCCUGAUGGCACCCCCUCCCCGGGGGGGCCCAAGAAAGGACCCAGAGGGAAACUCCAGACUCAGCGCGCAGCAACCAAAGGCCGGGCGGGGGUCGCGGAGGGCCGGGCCGGGGCCAGAUAA
Enhydra lutris kenyoni (northern sea otter) is the source of this 3951-nucleotide messenger RNA. Its product is annotated as tau tubulin kinase 1. Gene Ontology annotation, molecular function: protein serine/threonine kinase activity; ATP binding. NCBI's taxonomy places the organism in Eukaryota, Metazoa, Chordata, Mammalia, Carnivora, Mustelidae. The record is from RefSeq and is a predicted model, not a curated record. Gene Ontology annotation, biological process: signal transduction; peptidyl-serine phosphorylation; peptidyl-tyrosine phosphorylation. Gene Ontology annotation, cellular component: nucleus; cytoplasm.